GCCCCUCGUUGAAGCGGUGGCGCUGUCCGCCUUUCUCGUGGAAGUGCCCUCCACUAUUGAUUGUACGGCUCUUCGCUAUUAAAGCAGUUUAGUUGUUUAAAAGUGUGGAGGAAGUGGAGGAAGUCCCCCACGUCAGGCGGCGACAUGGCGAGCGUGAGCCCCCGAGCGCCGCGGCGGAACGACGCCAACUAUAAGCUGCAUUUCCGUAUGAUAAACGAGCAACAAGUGGAAGAUAUCUGCAUUGACUUUUUCUACAAGCCUCACACCAUCACACUGCUGACGGCGACUGUGCUCAGUGUCAUGUACUUUAUGUUUACCAGGAAUGAUGCGGACUCAGACGAUAACCUCCGGGUCGGUCUCUUAGUGGUUGUCUCCUUCUUCCUGAUCAUCAGUGUCCUGGCUUUCCCUAAUGGACCUUUCACCAGGCCGCACCCUGCAAUAUGGCGCAUGGUGUUUGGCCUCAGUGUUCUCUACUUCCUGUUUCUUGUCUUCCUACUUUUUCUUAACUGGGACCAAGUGAGGACUUUGAUGUUCUGGCUAGACCCAGAUCUGCGCUAUGCCACUCGUGAAGCCGAUGUCAUGGAGUAUGCUGUAAACUGUACAGCCAUAACAUGGGAGCGCAUUCUGAGCCACUGCGACAUCUUUGCAUUUGGCCACUUUGCAGGCUGGGCCAUGAAAGCUCUGCUGAUCCGCAGCUACGGCCUCUGUUGGACCAUCAGCAUCACCUGGGAGUUCACAGAGUUAUUCUUCAUGCACCUUCUCCCAAACUUUGCGGAGUGUUGGUGGGAUCAGGUGAUUCUGGACAUUUUAUUGUGUAACGGUGGAGGCAUCUGGCUUGGCAUGGCUGUCUGCCACUUUUUGGAGAUGAGGACCUACCAAUGGGCCAGUAUCAAGGAAAUCCACACCACCACAGGGAAAAUAAAGCGAGCUGUGCUCCAGUUCACACCAGCCAGCUGGACCUACGUUCGCUGGUUCGAUCCAAAAUCCUCCUUCCAGAGGUUAGCAGGCAUCUAUCUCUUCAUGAUCCUGUGGCAGCUUACAGAGCUGAACACAUUCUUCCUCAAGCACAUCUUCGUAUUCCAGGCAUCUCAUCCACUCAGCUGGUGUCGUAUUCUCCUCAUUGGAGUGAUCACUGCUCCCACUGUACGGCAGUAUUAUGCAUACCUGACAGACACUCAGUGUAAACGAGUUGGAACACAGUGUUGGGUCUUUGGAGCCAUUGCUUUCCUGGAGGCUCUUGCUUGCAUGAAAUUUGGCCACGACUUGUUUUCCAAGACACAAAUUCUCUAUGUACUCCUGUGGCUUCUCUGUCUGGCACUUAUCACGCUUCUGUGUUUGUAUUGGAUGGUGUGGUAUGAACAUAAAAAAAUGAAGAGCUUUUCUGUACAAAGUGAGGACUGUGAUGACAGCAGUGCUGUUGACUCAUGUGGUUUUCUCCCAGAUGGUGUUUCAGAUCAGAAGGAGUCCUUGAGAAGUUCACAGCCUACAAAACAGAGAACAGCCUCAGCGAGGAAAAGAUUUGUUAAUGACAAUGGAGGAAAAAGACAAUAAGAGGUCUGGCUCUAAAAGCUUCAAAAAGCUGCAUAGUUGUAAUCGGAUUUGGAUGUGGUAGAUUCAGCUUUUAAAAUUAAAUGACACAGACGAAUUCUGUGUUGUAUUUCAGGUUAAACAAGUUUUAAAUAAACCUAAAUAAUCAAGGUAUAUGCUCUUCAUUUGAAGGAGAAGCUGAUUAAACUGCAACAACUUCCAUUCUUGGUAUUUUGCAGCCAUCACUACUGCCUUAACUGACUCAAUGUUGUUUGGGUGCUGGGCACUGUGGGACAGAUUAAGUAUGUCCAUUUAAAGAAUGAAUACACUGUACAUGCACUAACAUUACUUUUUGUUUUGUUUUUGCACAUAAUCUCUACCUGUUACGUUAUUUAUAUUUCUGUUUACUGCGUCUAAUAGGUUUACUAGAGAAACUAAAGAUCACAUUAGAUGGUGUGUAUGAUUAUUUCAUAUAUUUGUGUUCAUAAUAGUUUUCCAAAGUGACCACAUUUUGCACUUGUUUGUAAUAUAGUAAUGUAGUAGUAGGAAAUGCUUUAACUAAUCUGAGUAAUAACGAAGUGUAACUGACAUAUUUUACAUCCUUCCCCUUUUAAGCUUACAUAAAUGUGAAUAUUGGACAUUUGUAGCUGUAUGUUAUUUUUGAAAACUAUGAAAUUGUUGAGAAGAAAGCAAGUGGCAUCAUUUUUUUGGCAUCCUGUCAGAAUACUGUGACUUUUUGUAUUUAAUAACAUCAAUUAUAAGAGGAUAAUUGGUUUCGUAUAUGAUUGUCAUUGAACACAUUUUCUGAGCUUUUAUUGAUCCCAUUUAAUAAAAUGCGAUGGUAAUGGAAGCGACUGGUGUGCUUAAGCUGUUAUUAAUUUUGUUGAAUAACACCAUAUAAGAAUAUUUUGCAUUCAUUGUUCUGCUAUUUUAUACCCUUUAUGUUAUGUUUAUUGAAUUUAUUUAGCUGUUACUUGAAUUUUAUUGUCUGUAGCACCAGGCAAUGAUUAAACCAUUCUGAACAUUUACAAGCGACAGGCUACACUGUAAAAAUGCACUACUUUGAUUUCCUAUUUUUUAAGAGGGUGAUUUUGCUUGAUUUUUGCACAAACUAAUAAAUGUCCACAUAUCAUGA
This is a messenger RNA of Betta splendens (Siamese fighting fish), 2662 nucleotides long. RefSeq names its product phosphatidylserine synthase 1b (gene ptdss1b). Gene Ontology annotation, molecular function: L-serine-phosphatidylethanolamine phosphatidyltransferase activity. The record is from RefSeq and is a predicted model, not a curated record. NCBI's taxonomy places the organism in Eukaryota, Metazoa, Chordata, Actinopteri, Anabantiformes, Osphronemidae. The coding region runs from base 145 to 1551 and encodes 468 amino acids. The transcript has 13 exons. Gene Ontology annotation, biological process: phosphatidylserine biosynthetic process.